UGGAGAGGGAACGGCUACGCUCGUACGCUCGUGCUCGUUCCCGUAACCUCAAAAAUUCAUGUGCCUUGUGUGUUAGGUUAUGCGUGUUUUGUUUUGAUCAAGUUUUCCGAAGAAAAUGCCCAAAAAAUGGGAAACUCUGGGAGUGAAUCUGCACCAGGAAGUGAGAAAAGCCAUCGAGAGCCUAGAUUUUCCUUUCAUGACCCCUGUACAAGCCGCUACAAUACCGCAAUUGUUAGGGAAAAAAGAUGUGGCAGCUGAAGCAGUAACUGGCUCUGGCAAAACCCUGGCCUUCCUAAUACCAAUUCUCGAUUUCCUGAAAAGGAGAGAGUCAGAAGAAAAAUGGCAAAAGCACGAUGUAGGUGCAAUAGUGAUAUCUCCAACUAGAGAACUGGCAUUGCAAACUAAGGAGGUAUUGGACCAACUUUUGAAAUCUGUGAAUAAUUUAACUCAAAUUUUGCUUGUUGGAGGAAACAGUGUCGAUGAUGAUGUUAAAAGCUUUAGAGAAAAAGGUGGAAAUAUAAUCAUAUGUACUCCAGGACGUUUAGAGGACCUAUUAACCAGAAAACAGGAUAUUAAUUUGCCAAAUGCUGUAAAAAAGCUGGAAGUAUUGAUUUUGGAUGAAGCUGAUAGACUAUUAGAUUUGGGCUUUCAGAAGACUUUAGAUACAAUUUUAAGUUAUUUGCCACGGCAGAGAAGGACUGGACUGUUUUCUGCUACUCAAACAAAAGAAGUUCAAGAUUUAAUAAGAGCCGGUCUCAGAAAUCCAGUAUUAGUCAGUGUAUCAGCUAAAGCAAAACAAAGCACCCCAGAUAUGCUUCAAAAUUACUAUAUUUUAGCCAAAAAUGAUGGUAAACUGUCCACUCUUCUCUCGUUCCUACAACAAAAACAAAUACAGAAGUCCAUGCUCUUUCUGCCAACAUGCGCCUGUGUGGAUUAUUGGUCAAAAAUAUUCACACAAAUAAUACCUAAAGACUUGGAACUUCCAGUAUUGGCAAUUCACGGGAAAAUGAAAAAUAAACGCCAAAGGGUUUUGGAUAAAUUUAGAGAUAGCGAAAAGGCUUUGUUAUUGUGUACAGAUGUUAUGGCUAGAGGAAUUGACAUACCAGAGGUAGAUUGGGUUCUACAAUGGGAUCCGCCAGCAAAUGCUUCAGCAUUUGUCCAUAGAGUUGGCAGAACGGCAAGACAAGGCCAACAAGGAAGUGCUCUGAUUGUUUUAUUGGAAAACGAAGAAGCCUAUGUGAAUUUUAUUGAGACGAAUCAACGAGUGAAGCUCAACAAAUUGGACGAUAUGGCUGGAGAAGGGCACUUUCAGAUUGAUACUUUGAGAGAAAAAAUAAGAAGUUUAUUGAAAAAAGACCGAUUAUUGUUGGAGACUGCUACAAAAGCUUAUGUGUCACAUAUAAGGGCUUAUUCGAAGCAUGAGUGUUCACUUUUAUUAAGAGUUCAGGAGUUGCCCUUGGGUGCCUUAGGAGCAACAUAUGGCCUUUUACAGCUUCCCAAAAUGCCAGAAUUAAAAAAUAGAGACAUUUCAGAUUUUCCUAUUGUCGAUAAUUUAAAUAUGGAUAUUAUACCUUAUAAGGACAAAAUAAGAGAAGCUAUUAGAAAAAAAAAGUUGGAAGAAUAUAAAAAUACUGGCAUUUGGCCUAAUAAAAAGACAAAGCAUAUUAAAAAAUCUACGGAGGCAUGGUCGAUAACCAAACAAAAGAAAGAUGAAAGAAAAGAAAAAAGGACUAAAAGGAAACAGGCGAAAUUGGCUGCGAAAACUGAAGGAAAAACUAAAAAACGAAAAGGAGGUGUUACUGAAGAGGAUAUAGAAGAAUUGAAAAGAGACAUGGCAUUACUGAAGAAAUUCAAAAAGAAAAAAAUAUCUGAUGAAGAAUAUGAUAAGCAAAUGGGAUUAGCAUAGGAUGUAAAUAAAAAAUAUUUUAUUAUUAGAUAAUAAAUUGGUUUUUCUCUUUUUACCUACC
Messenger RNA from Ceutorhynchus assimilis (cabbage seed weevil), 1967 nucleotides. Lineage: Eukaryota; Metazoa; Arthropoda; Insecta; Coleoptera; Curculionidae. The record is from the annotation of a GenBank genome assembly.